AUGGCUGCUGGUGGUCCUAAACAUCUUAAGUCGGGUUCCGAAUGUCCUUCAUUGAAGGAGAAUCAUUUACGUCUUUAUGGGAUGCGUUUUUGUCCAUUCGUUCAACGAACCAAACUUGUUAUGGCUGCAAAAGGCAUUUCUUACGAAGAAAUCUAUAUUAACCUUGCUGAUCCACCUGAAUGGUAUCUGAAAAAAAAUCCAAGUGGUCAAGUUCCAUCUUUGGAAUGGAUCGAUGCCAAUACAAAACAGACAGCAUUAGUUCCUGAGUCGCUCAUUAUUUGUGACUACCUGGAUGAGAAAUAUCCUGAACAUCGUUUGCACCCACUCGAUCCUUAUCUCAAGGCGAAACAACGUGUUUUAGUCGAUCGAAUGGGAAAUGCUACUUAUGCAUAUUAUACAGUCAUCAAGGGACAAGAUGUUGCGAACGCUAUCAAAGAUUUAAAUGAAAGUUUGGUUCUGUUCGAGCAAACACUUGAAAACACAUUCUUUGGUGGGUCAACGCCAGCUAUGAUUGAUUAUAUGAUUUGGCCAUGGUUCGAGCGAUUUCCAUUCUUGCAUGAAGCCGGCUACGUGUUCAAUGCUGAUGGAAAAUUUCCCAAACUUGCUGCUUGGAUCAAAGCGAUGGAAGCGACUAAUAUCGUAAAGCAGGUUAAAGUGCCCGAAGCUGCAAUGAAGAAAUUUAUGGACAGCUUUCGAAGUGGAAAGACUGAAUAUGAUGUUUAG
This is a messenger RNA of Rotaria sp. Silwood2, 723 nucleotides long. NCBI's taxonomy places the organism in Eukaryota, Metazoa, Rotifera, Eurotatoria, Philodinida, Philodinidae. The record is from the annotation of a GenBank genome assembly.